AUGUCCGAGGGACGCGGCGGGCACGAUCCGGCCGAUCUGCAGCGCCGGACGUCGCGAUGGACGGCCCUGCAGACGCCGCCGAGCGCGCCACUGGCCAACCGUGUGGCCGGCCGGUACCUGCCUCCGCCUGUGAUGCCGCCGUUUGCUGCGGCGCCCUCGACCGGGAGCGCCCCUACGAGGUCCAGCGCCUCGCUCGACUCGAGGCCGAUGUCGCGCCUCGAUUACCCUCUCGAUCCGUCGACGUCGGGUGAGGCCAGCCUCCGCUCCCGCUCCUCGUGGCCCACCCCGCCCCGUGCGUACCCGUCGUCGUCGUCGCCGGCGGCGGCACCGUUCGGCGUCGAAGCCGACGAGUUGGGCCUCGAUCCGUCGCGACCCAACGCGAGAGCCAGCAGGAUGUUCCGCGAGCGCCGCAAGCAGCGCGAAAAGGUGCUGCGCGAGACGGUGACGCAGCUCGCCGCCAGAAACACGGAGCUCGAAGACAUGCUGCUGCACUACGGCAUCGCGCCGCCCGCCAGCGCCACGCUGCGCACCGAGCUGCCCGUCCAGGCAUCGCAGCGCACCGGCGGGCCCCCCAUCAACAUCCCCGGCCUCACCCACCGCCACUCCGAGACCGACCUGGUCGCGCUCCGCUCACCCGCCGGCUCCGAUUUCGAGGCGGCCGCCGAGGCCUCGGAGCGCCCGGUCCGAUCCGACAACUCGGCCUCGCUGUCGGGCUCCAACUCGGGCAGCGGCUCGAUGCACUGGGUGGACGAGGGCGAGGACACGCUGGCCGGCGUGCCGCUGCCCGACUACCUGCGGCUGUGGCCAGGACGAGAGCUGGUGCGUCGCCAUGCAGUAAGCCGCCGCGCUGCACCAAGGACCCAGGGAUCGUGCCUCGCUGACCAGUCACGGCCCUUGCCUGCUCGUCUCUCCCGGCUGCGACCGCCAGCAGCACCAGGCAGGCGGACAUGCAGUCGAGUACGUCGACUACUACCCGGUCCCGCACCCGCAUCCGCACCGCCAAGAGGUGAGUCGAGGCGAGGGCCAGCGAUACGCCGGCGAGUCCGUGGCGAGAGAGAACGAGAGCGAGAGGGGGUUCGGGGCCACGCUGGGACGACGGCUGAUCCGAGCGCGGCAUCCCGACGUCGCCAUGCGUGCACACCAGCAGCAGCAGCAGCAGCAGCAGCAGCAGCAGCAAGGACCGCCGCGUCGACCGACCGGACCCCGAUCUCUGCCAGAGACCGCGGCGAGGGAGCAGCGAGACCAGACGGUACGUGCAUGCGAGGCGUGAUCAAUUCAGCCUGA
Molecule: messenger RNA, 1284 nt
Organism: Pseudozyma flocculosa PF-1
Lineage: Eukaryota; Fungi; Basidiomycota; Ustilaginomycetes; Ustilaginales; Ustilaginaceae
Exons: 1
Coding region: 1-1284 (427 amino acids)
Biological process (GO): regulation of DNA-templated transcription
Molecular function (GO): DNA-binding transcription factor activity
Source: RefSeq, a predicted model, not a curated record